UCAGGCUGAGCACGGAGCAUUUCUGGUCCAGUUUUUACGUGAAAUCUGAUGUUUGCAGAAUAUUAAUGCUUGAAACAAAAUGUCAUCGCAAAUUAUUCGAUCAUAUUCCGGACGUGUGCUUGUGUUAACAAUAACAGUUGCAGCUGUUUACGCAAUUGUUUAUUUCAAGGUAUCAAAGUCCGACAUGGACGGGAAACUUGGUGACAUUGAAACCUCCAUUAGUAAGCUGUCUUUGGACAUCAAAGGGGCGGUGAAUGAGAUGCAUCUUCCAGUUGAAGUGAGGGCCGAACCGUUGCCUCAAUCACAGCCGUUUAAGAAGAUGCCUUCCUGGCACGGAAUUGCGCACAAAAGAACGAACGGGUCAUGGGUAGCAGACGACAGUAUGUGUUCGGAGGAUGAGGUGUAUGAUGAGGCGACUCUAAAAACACCUGCUGGAAAUACGCGCAUCUUCAUCCACGCUAUCAAGGACGAUACCGUUGUUUCGAACUCUCUGAAGAAAGUUGGCGUUUGGGAGCCGGAUGUCAUGUACACUUCUUUUGAAAUACUGAAAGAAAAUAAAGAACACGUUUUCAUCGAUGUCGGGGGAAAUAUUGGAACAUUCAGUCUCGCUGCAGCUAAACUGGGGAAUAGGGUCAUAUCCGUUGAACCGUAUGAUGUCAACACCAAACGCCUGUGCCGAGGUGUGGUAAAAGGUGGGUUUGUUGGACAGAUGUUUGUCAUACACAACGCAAUGUCUGAUGUAAGGCAACCUAUCGCCUUUAAGAUUCACAAGGGUAGUAUUGCCCAUACUCGUAUUGAGAAGAAAACUAACCUCAAUCAAAGCAGCGACGUGAUAACCACCAUUCGGAUGAACGAUCUUUUGGAGAUGUUUGACAUCAAGUCCGCUGUUUUGAAACUUGACUGUGAGGACCACGAGGUUCAGGUGAUGAAGGGCGCUGAGGCGUUCUUCAAUGUGGUUGACGUACGCAUGGUAAUUAUUGAAUGGGACAAACUUUUCCGAAACCCAGAAGCACCAUAUAUAAUAGAAAUGAUGAAACGAUUCAAGUUGAAACCAUAUACGAUUGGCAAAAAUGCUAAGCCUUUGAACAAUUCUGACUAUACUCUGAGUAGAAGGAACAUUGUGUUCAAAAAGGAAUAACACAUACAUAUACAUGUAUUGUAUACGUUAUAUUUGGUCAUAGUGCAUCAAAUACAUGUCUUCAUAUGCACAAUAGAAAAGUCAUGUGAAAAAAAAUCUCUACAAGACUUAAAGACAAGAGGGAUGACUUCAACUCUACAAUAGUAAACUUUACCUUUAUGUCGAGCAAUUUUCCAGCAGCUGCAGCCUUUAGUGUCUACGCUUCACAACUUUUGAGGGACGAUCGGGCAUGCGCUUUCUACUAAGAUUUCAAAGAGUGUCACACGACUCUUGCUUAAAAUUUGUUUGAUCAAGGUUACAACAUUCAAGGCCUAAGUAAAGUUUUCAAAAAGUAUUAUUUUAGACAUGUGGAAGCCAUUUCCAAAUUUGACGCAUGCCUUUUCAUGAACACCUGGUGUCAUCACUAUUUGAUAAUAUUUCAUAAACACGUGCCCAUGAUAUAGUCGGAAUCGUCCUAAGGACUCUGCUUUCAGCAAAGAUUUCUUAUGAAUAUUGAAUUUGUUGUCACUUUCAUGUUAUUUACAGUUAUCCUGUGCUUUUGUUGUAUUCUCAGUUGUGUUGGUAUUUCGGUCUCAUCUUCAAUUCUUAUCAGUUGGUAUUUCAACUCGUAGUUCAAAAACAUCUUUAUUCUUGGUGAAAGUUGUUCUGGUAAGUAAAACAAAAUGUGGGUUGGUUCGUGGAUAAGGUGUUAAUGAUAUUGAUCAUGUGGCGAUUUUUCAUUCAUUAUGAUUGGUGAUUAGGUUCAUGCUUUUUGAGUUUGCACAUCUUAUUAACCACGUGGUCACUUUGAAAUGCACAUCACAGGAGUAAAAGGUUAGUUUCAAAGUACUUGACAUUAAUUAUUUGUUCUAUUUAGUCUAUAAGUAUCACUCCACUUAACAUAAAGUACCUUCGCCAUGUUUUAUGAUGU
Molecule: messenger RNA, 2048 nt
Organism: Haliotis rufescens (red abalone)
Lineage: Eukaryota; Metazoa; Mollusca; Gastropoda; Lepetellida; Haliotidae
Exons: 1
Coding region: 80-1138 (352 amino acids)
Source: RefSeq, a predicted model, not a curated record